Trichobilharzia szidati is the source of this 460-nucleotide messenger RNA. Lineage: Eukaryota; Metazoa; Platyhelminthes; Trematoda; Strigeidida; Schistosomatidae. The record is from the annotation of a GenBank genome assembly.
AUGUGUACAUUAGAUCGUUACAGUCACAAGAUGACUUCAUUAUAUGCUAAAAGAAUGACACUACUCGCUGGACGUAUAUUCAAAGAUGUCGGUAAACCGAUUGACAAUAAAUCAAUGAAAGUUGUCAAGAUAAUGAGUGAACUGCCACGUCCAAUGAUGCUCAAAGAUUAUUAUCCAAAUUUAGAAGAGUAUAGCAGUAUCCUAUGGAAAUUACGUCAUGUCGGUUUGUAUAGAGAUGAACAUGCUGAUUUUCGUGAAGAGAUGGCACGUUUGCGUGAAUUACGUGGUAAAGGCAAGAAAAAGAAAGGUGAAGCGGGGAAGCAAACGAGCAAGUGAGGUGAAGCGCGAAGUAUUUCAAUCGUGUGUAUGUGUAUGUGUAUGUGCGUGUAUAAUAUUGACUUAUUAGUAGUUUUGUACAUAGUUAUAUUUUGCCUAUAAAAUUGUGUGUAUUAUUCGAGGA